Ruditapes philippinarum (Manila clam) is the source of this 2530-nucleotide messenger RNA. Its product is annotated as inositol hexakisphosphate and diphosphoinositol-pentakisphosphate kinase 2-like. NCBI's taxonomy places the organism in Eukaryota, Metazoa, Mollusca, Bivalvia, Venerida, Veneridae. The transcript is spliced from 19 exons. The annotation marks the transcript as partial. Gene Ontology annotation, biological process: inositol metabolic process; inositol phosphate biosynthetic process. Gene Ontology annotation, cellular component: cytosol. Gene Ontology annotation, molecular function: diphosphoinositol pentakisphosphate kinase activity; 5-diphosphoinositol pentakisphosphate 1-kinase activity; inositol hexakisphosphate kinase activity. The record is from RefSeq and is a predicted model, not a curated record.
ACAUGAAACAGAUAGAGGGCUUUUAUAUAGCAUUUAUAUAUCUCAUUUCGUAACUUUUAUGUUGUGGAUAUAUAAUGUUAGAGAUUUGAAUAUGGAUGAUGGAUAUUUUAGAUACAUAAGAGAGGAUUUUUUAAAAUUGUUGAUACAAAACUAUAUGUUCCAGAAGAAUUUGGAUGGACAGAAAAUUCGUGUUGGAAUUUGUGCCAUGGCUAAGAAGGCAAAUUCUAAGCCAAUGAAAGAGAUCUUGAUGAGACUUGAGAGAUUUGAACAUUUACAGAUAGAGGUAUUUGAGGAGAACAUGAUCACAGGUUGUAGUGUUGAGGAAUGGCCAGUUGUAGAUGCCCUUGUUGCUUUCUUCUCGCACGGCUUUCCUCUCCAGAAAGCAAUACAGUACAAGAAUCUUCAUAAACCUUUUCUUAUUAAUGAUCUUGAGGCACAGUAUGCUCUCAAAGACAGACGUGAAGUGUACAAGAUCCUAGUAAGGGAAGGAAUUGCUCAUCCAAGGUACGCAGUCAUGAAUCGAGAUGAACUUGAAAAAGGUGAAUUUGAAGAGAACGAGGAUGCUAUAGAAGUGAACGGGACGUCAUUUCAGCGGCCAUUUGUCGAGAAACCGGUCAAUGCUGAGGAUCACAACAUAUACAUUUAUUUUCCGGUGUCGGCAGGGGGCGGCUGUCAAAGGCUCUUUAGGAAGGUCAGAUUCUGGGAACCUGUGUCCAAAAAAAUUGUUGGUUCGAGGAGCAGUGUGUAUUCUACGAUCGGUCGAGUGCGUAAAACGGGCUCGUAUAUUUACGAGGAUUUUAUGCCAACUGAUGGCACCGAUGUUAAGGUUUAUACAGUAGGACCGGACUAUGUGCACGCUGAAGCCAGGAAGUCACCGGCCCUUGAUGGGAAGGUGGAGAGAGAUAAAGACGGGAAGGAAGUUCGAUACCCAGUGCUCCUUUCUUCUACAGAAAAAAUGAUUGCUAGAAAAGUGUGCCAUGCUUUUAAGCAAAAUGUGUGUGGAUUUGACUUAUUGAGGACUAGUGGGAAAUCGUAUGUUUGCGAUGUGAAUGGCUUCAGCUUCGUCAAGAAUUCUACCAAGUAUUACGAUGACUGUGCAAAUGUACUCGGGACGAUGAUUGUUAGAGCUCUAGCGCCUCAACUUCAUAUACAGAAUGUGGCCCUUGUUUUAGGGGCUGGUCCAGAAGAUAUCCCAGUUGUGCCUACAACAUCAGGUUCCAUGAUGGAGUUAAGAUGUGUGAUAGCUGUAAUCAGACAUGGUGAUAGAACUCCAAAACAAAAAAUGAAGAUGGAGGUUAAACAUAAAAAAUUCUUUGAGUUGUUUGAGAGACAUAAUGGUUACAAGAAGGGACAUCUCAAGUUGAAGAAACCCAAACAGUUACAGGAGGUGCUAGAUAUAGCCCGUGAUCUUCUGAAUGAGAGGGGCACGACCCAAAACCCCCAGGUUUUUAGAAAAAAGGCAAAAACUGAAAAACUAAAAUUUUUUAGAAAUGAAAUUUGGGUUUUUAAAAAUUAAAAAUUUUUUUUAGAAAUGUACGGACACUUCUCUGGUAUAAAUCGCAAAGUUCAGCUAAAGUAUCAGCCCUAUGGGGCGCCGAAAAGAUCAUCAAGUGAAGAUGAAAUUUAUUCCUUAUUUAAAUUGUCUAAGAAGUUAAAUCUGUACGAGUUUUCGGGCAUUAAUAGAAAAAUUCAGUUGAAAUAUCAACCAUAUGGCCGGCCGGCCACUUCCAGUGACGAUGAAUAUCCAAAAGAGCCCUCUUUAGUGUUGAUUUUGAAAUGGGGAGGGGAGCUAACUCCUGCUGGCAAAUAUCAAGCGGAGGACCUUGGCAAAGCAUUUCGGACGCUAUACCCUGGUGGACAAGGUGAGUUUGAGACCCCAGGGCUUGGUUUUCUAAGGCUGCAUAGUACAUUCCGACAUGAUCUGAAGAUUUAUGCCUCUGAUGAAGGAAGAGUUCAAAUGACAGCUGCUGCGUUUACAAAGGGAUUAUUGGCUUUAGAAGGAGAGUUGACACCUAUUCUUGUUUCCAUGGUGAAGAGUGCCAACACUAAUGGUCUAUUGGACAAGGAAGGGGAAACAUCAAAAUAUCAACAUGUUGUGAAGGAAAGGUUAAUGGAGAUUUUGAACCAAGACAGAGAAUUUACGUCAGAAGAUGAGGAAAGGUUAGCUCCAACAAAGAAUACGUCACUGGUGAAGGCACUGGCGUUUAUCAAGAAUCCAAGACGGAUGUGUGACCGUGUACAUGACAUGGUGAAAGAGAUCACAUCUAAAAUAAAAACCCUCAAGAUGGAGCUAAAAACUAGAGAUCUGAAACUUUACCAUGGGGAAUCAUGGGAAUUAUUGAUCCGACGCUGGGCCAAGUUAGAGAAAGAUUUUAAGCUGAAGACGGAGAACUAUGACAUAAGCAAGAUACCCGAUAUUUACGACUGUAUAAAGUACGACCUACAGCAUAACCAGAAGACAUUACAGUUUGACAGAGCGGAGGAACUGUUUCUGUGUUCUAAGGCUCUCGCAGAUAUUGUAAUACCUCAG